GGCCUGGGCUGUGGCCUCAGUUUCCUUGUCUGUAAAGUGGGCAUGCUGUUAAGGGAACAGCUGAAACAUGCAGGCUUUUAGGCUACAGGAGGAGUGACUCAUGAUGGUACUCCAAAAGCAGCAUUCCUUUUUUGUUUUUUUAUAAAGGGAUUAUAAAAGUGAUGCAUGUUUAUUGUAUAAAAUUAGAAAACACAGCCAAGCCUAAAGAAAGGAAAUUUCCCCUGGAGUCCCACCGCAUGGAGACAUCCACUUCUCAUUCUGGUAUACUUUCUUCUACAUUUUUUUUUCUUAAAAAAGAUUUUUUAAAGAAAAAUGUAGGAUAAAAUAUACUAAAACAAGGAGUGGAUAUCUCCGUGUGAUUAUUUUAUUGUUCUUUUUGUAACCUCUUGAGUAGUAUGCUUAGUUCAUUAUUUUAGACUUCCUUGUGUUCCAAUAUUUUCAGUUAAUUCCAUAAUUUUUUCUCUGAGUCCCACUUUGGCUAUAUUUCACAGGAUUUGGUAUAUACUGGCCUCAUUGUCAUUCAUUUCUGUAUUGUUUAUAAUUUCACUGUAUUUAUUAUUUAACCCAAGAGUUAUAAUAGACGUGUGUUAUUUAAUUUCCCAGUGGGUACUUUCGGGGAGGAGUGAGGGCUUCUUUUUCCCUGUAACACUGCAGUCAUGUGCCACAUAAUGACAUUUCAGCCAAUUACAGAUUGCAUAUACAAGAGUGGUCCAUAAGAUUAGAAAGGAGCAUAUGUGGAAACCUGAUAGUGGCACUGCAGACAAGUAAGGGAAAUGACUGAUGUUCAGUAAUGGUGCGGGGACAUUUGGUUUUCCUGAUGAAAAAAUACAUAUACAUAAAAAUAUAUAUUUACCAUCUAGGUGUGUGUAAGUACACUCUUAUGUUCACAUAGUGAUGAAAUUGCCUAACAAUGCAUUUCUCACACUGUUUCCCUGUCAUUAAGUGAAGCAUCACUGUAUAUGAAUUUAAUUAUUUCUGCAUUUUUAAAUUUUUUUGAGGUUUUAUAUGUGGCUUAGUAUUUGGUCAGUUUUAGUGAAUGUUACAUGUGUGUCCGAAAUGAAAGUGUAAGUUUUCACGAAUGUUCAUUGCAGCACUAUUCAUAGUAGCCGAGACCUGGAAUACUCCUAAAAGCCCAUCAGUGACACAGGAUAAAGAAAAUGUGUUACAUAUACAUCAUGGAAUACUAUGCAGCCAUAAAAAAGAAUGAGAUUAUGUCUUUUUUGGGAAAAUGGAUGGAGCUGGAGGCCAUUAUCCUUAGCAAACUAAUGCAGGAACAGAAAACCAGAUACCACAUGUUCUCACUUAAAAGUGGGAGCUAGAUGAUGAGAACACAUGGACACAUAGAGGGGAACAGCAGCACCGUUGUUCCUGGAGCCUUCUUGGUUUUAGCGAUCCAAGGGAGGAGGGAGAGGAGCAGAAAAAAUAACUAUUGGAUACUAGGCAUAGUGCCUGCAUGAUGAAAUAAUCUGUACAACGAACCCCCACGACACGAGUUUACUUAUACAACAAACCUGCACAUGUACUCCUGAACCUAAAAUAAAAGUUAAAAAAAAGAGAAAGUGUGUUUUAGAACAAAGUUUGAGCCGUAACCGAUUGGAUCAGGCUUAUUGAUUGUGUUAUUCAAAUCAUCUCAACACUAGCCAUAUUUUACAGCUACAUAAUUGGUUGAUUUCUAAGAAGUUUACCACAAAAAUUAAGAAUUUGUCUAUUUUUUCUUGCACAAUUCUUGCUUUCUAUGUUUCAAAGCUGUGUUGUUAGGAAAACAGGGUUCAUGUCUCCUGUAUUAUCUUAGUGCGUUAUACACUAUCAAUAUAAAACAUGCCUUUUGUCCUACAUCACAUUGCUUGUUUUUUCCAAGAUCCAGAUCAGAGUUCAUUCUUAAUUUUGGCUGUUCUUCUAAGUGAUUAAGGUACAAUUUUAUAUUUUGUACUUCUUUUACUUCAGAUUGUCUUCUGGUUUAUUUUCUACCUUUUAUAGUUUUUUGAUUUGAGUAUUUAGGUCACUUAUUUUCAUUCUCUGUUAUUCAAUAAACACCUUUAAGGUUAUGGAUUUGCCUUGGGCACACCCAAUAAGGUUUUUAAUAAUGCAUUGCUCUAAUUAUUAGUGUCCUCUUAUUAGUGGUUGUAUAGAUAUUUCAUCUCUCAAAGACAGAGUGAGUUGGAGAAGACUCUCCCACUGUAAGUGAGAUUUUUCAUUUUCUCAUAUAUUGCUGAUUGAUUUUGUUUCAUAUGUUUGACGUUAUUUUAUUGGUGGACAGAACUUUGUGAUGUUACUUUUGUAAUUUGUGUCUUUUUUCAACACAAAAUAGCUUUCUUUUUCUGCUUAAAUCGUUUGUCUUGAAUCAUUUUAGGGAUGUUAACAUUACCAUCACUACUUUUGCUUGUAUAUACUCAAUAUGUUUUUGCCCAUCUUUUUUUUUUUUUUUUUUUUUUGUGACAUAGAGUCUUGCUGUGUCAUCCAGGCUGAAGUGCAGUGGUGCAAUCUCUUGCCUCAGCCUCUCGAGUAGCUGAGACUACAGGCAUUCGCCACCACACCUGGCUAUUUUUUGUAUUUUUAAGAGAGAUGGGGUUUCACCAUAUUGGCCAGGCUGGUCUCAAACUCCUGACCUUGUGAUCCACCUACCUUGGCCUCUUAAAGUGCUGGGAUUACAGGCAUGAGCCACCAUGCCCUGCCAUUUUUGCCCUUUUAAAAAUUUAAUUAAUUUUUUAAAAAAUUAUUAUUUUUUGAGACAGGGUCUCACUAUGUUGCCCAGUCAGGAGUGCAGUGGCAUUAUCUCAGCUCACCACAAUCUCAGCCUGCUGGGUAGCUGGGACCAUAGGUGCAUGCCACACCUGGCUAAUUUAUUUUUAUUUUUGGUUAGAGACAAGGUCUCACCAUGUUGCCUAGGCUGGUCUUGAACUCCUGGGCUCAAGCCAUUUGCCCGUCUCAGCCUCCCAAAGUUCUGGGAUUGCAGGUGUGAGCCACCAAGCCCAGCCACAUCUUUUUACUUUCACCUUAUUUAUGCCAAUUUGUUAUUGGUGCAUGUCUAAUUAGUAGUAUGUGAAUGGGUUUUGGUGUGUGUCUAGUAGUACGUGAAUGGGUUUUUGGUGUGGGUCUAACUGUAGUAUGUGAAUGGUUUUUUUUUCUAUUCAACACGAGGUUCUUUUCCUUUUAAAAGUCGAAUUACAUGCAUUCACGUUGGUUGUGAUAACAGAUAUGCCUGAUCUUUAUUCAGUUAUCCUAUUUUGUUUUAUUGACUGAUUGGUUGUUUCCCCCAAAUAAUUAUUUUCCACAAAGGCAGAAGAGUAGAUAGCGUUUCUCUUCUCUGAAAUUUCUCUUUUCUUUCUCUCCCUUUCCCUCUGUCUUUCCUCCUAGAGUGAAUCUGAUUGAACAGAUAAUAAUUUCCUUGAUUUUCUACCAUAUAUCUCUAAAAUUAGUUUGUUUUGCCUGUUUUUGAAUUUCAUACAAUCUGUGUACCCUUUUGUAUCUGACUUCUUUCUCUUGGGAUAGAGUGAUGAGCGUCACCAUCUAGCUAGGGGUAGCAGCGCUUGUCCAUUCUCACUGCUGCUGAGGAGUCUGCAUAGCUGCUGCACCUUGGAUGGCGGUUGGGUAGUUUCCAGCUGGGGCUCUUCCCAACAGUGCAGCUAGUGAACAGUCUCCUGCACCUAUCCUGCUGCAUCUGUGCAGUUUCUAGGGCACAAAGCCAGGAGUGGAACUGUGGGUGUGGGGCAGGCACACUUUCUGCUCUGCUAAAUGAUUCCAAACAUUGUUUCCAAUGGACAUGUCAGUUUAGCUCUCCAGCAGUGUGUGAACAAGCUUGGCAGCACUGGCAGCAGGGUGAAGCAGGAGCUUCCUGCAGGGGCAGUAUGAGGAGCCUGGGAUCCUUGGGAGGGUAGACCUCAGGGGAGUGGUGGCAAGGUGUCCCCAGAUGUCAUUCAUUUUGCUGAUUCAUGAAGACCCAAGUCUGCAAGAUGCUUCCUCUUAGGAAGCCACCUUCUUAGGCUAAACAUACCUAGAUUUCCUCAACCCAGGAGCUCUUCCCUUGAAAAUACAGACCCUGGGCCUUAUUUUCACUGCCAUGAGUUGCAGUGGCUCAUGCCUGUAAUCCCAGCACUUUGGAAGGCCCAUGGGGGAGAAUUGCUUGAGGCCUGGUGCUUGAGACCAGCCUGGGCAACACAGCAAGACCUUGUCUCUAAAAAAAUAAAAAAUAAAUUAGCCAGGCAUGGUGGUGCACACCUGUGGUCCCAGCUACUCGGAAGGCUGAGGUAGGAGAAUUGCUUGAGUCUAGGAGGUGGAGGCUGCAGUGAGCUAUGAUCCCACCAUCACACUCUAGCAUGGUGACAGUGAGACCCUCUCUCUUAAAAAAAGAAAAGAAAAAACGAAAAGAAGAAAAGUAAAGAAAAUACAGACCGUGAGGGAAAAAAGAAACCUUCAGUUCCACCUUAAUCACAUCACACACUACAAGAGCUAGUUAUCCUCCCCACUCAGUGCCUCAGUUCCCACACCUCCAGGGGGCAUCAGAGGGGCUUCAUGAAGGGGCCUGGGCUGGGCACUAGGGUGCUUCAUGGUCCAGGCACCAGGCACUGUCAUGAGCUAGACACGUUGUACUGUCACAGGCUCGGAACUACACACUGGGACACCAACAAGGCCAAGGCUGGGCAUCAGGUACACUACAGAGAGCCGGGCCCAGAAGGCAGUGUCAUGGGCUGGGCACCAGGAAUACCACUCCAGGGAGGUUCCCAAUAACACCAUCACCUUGUAGCCCUGGCAGGGCCUUGCCAUGACCACACUGCCUCCUUCCCAGAGUCCUGAAACUGCCACAGCCAGAUAGACCCCUAACCUGGGGCAGACGCCUACUCCCACAAUCCAGAACACAUAAACCAUGUGUUCUAGAAUCUUGGCAGGUGCCCCACUCCCUCUGCCUCCACAACCGAUUAGAAGGAGCAGUGAGGACUAGAUACCUGCUUGCCAUGGCCUGUGGGCUGGGGGAUCUUCAAGGCCUUCUUACAUCUCCACUUCCUUCUGCCAUAUUAGAUAAUCAGCCGUAUAUUGAUGGGCCCUGGUUCUGGGGCUGUGGUCAGACCAACAUAUCCUGCAGGAUGGUGAAGGCAGAGGUAGGCAAGUGGCUGUGGCAGGUGAGCAUCCUGUUACUGGGCACGUACAUCUGCAGCAGCUCCCUCAUCCACCACUGGUGGGUCCUCACGGCUGCACACUGCUUUCAGAGAUCCAAGGACCCCAGCCAGUACUCUGUGAUGGUGGGAGUCCAUCAACUCCCAGAAAAUGGCACUCAGCUCCUGGUCACUCACAUCGUGAUUCAUGAGGAUUUCAACAAUUUCAUGUCUCAGGACAUUGCCCUCCUGAAGCUCAAGAACUUCGUCUCCUGGACCCCCCUCAUCCAGCCCGUCUGCCUCCUCAACGUCAAGUUCAGGCCAUCCAUUGGAACCGUGUGCUGGGUAAUCGGCUGGGGAAAUACAGGGCAAAAAGUGACCCCAAGUACCCCCUACAGUCUUCAGGAGGUGGCUGUCAGGAUCGUGAACAAUGAUAUCUGCCAACACCGGUACCAAUUCCUCUUCUUGAAGGACAAGAGGAGCUUCAUCGGGAAUGAUGUGCUGUGUGCCAGCUCCGAAUGGGGCUUGGAUGCUUGUCAGGAUUUAAGGGGAAGCUCCCUUGUCUGCCAAAUGAACAAGACCUGGAUUCAGAUGGGAGUGGUGAGCUGGAGCUUUAGCUGCAGGUGGCGCCACUUCCCGGGCAUCUACACCAGCACUGCCCACUUCACCUCCUGCAUCAGGGCUCAGGUUUUUGACCUGAGGUUCGUCAGUAGGGCUGACCCUGCCUUUCUGAGCCCAGUUAUUCUCACUGGCUACCUUCUGCUGGCCUCCUUGGGCUCCCGUGGCUCCUGUGAGUGGUGUUAAGGACAGCUGCUCCCAGAGGCUGCUUCUCCCUCCCCUGUGUUCUGCCCUUUGAAGUGCAGACCAGAGGUUGUACAGGAUGGCAGCAGGGCAGAGCAGCCCCUGGGGAGGGUCCAAGAGCCACUGUUAUUUUCUGUUGUUCAAUGAAGAUGCUUUUGAACUUGAAGCCACUCAAGUGAUUGUCUUUCUUCUUGACCUCGGCCAGAACCCUUCACAACCUCCCUAACCCCCAGGAAGUAUUGGCUGUUCUCUUAAGCUGAGCCUCCCCUCAUAGCGUUAUGCCAUGUCUGUCUUGUGCUUGUUGUGUGACCCUGGGAGACUGUUCCCCUCCCUCUUCCUCCAAAUGUGGGACUGCAGCCCCGGCUUAGUCAUCCCAGCACUCCAGCAAUCCCCAGGUCCCCAUAGCCCUACCCAUGAGUAUGUGACAGACACUUUCCCUCAGGCCUUCCUGCGAGGGCUGGCCUCUUCCCAAGAACCUCACCAUGGUUAGAUCACAGACCAGAUCACACACUCAUGGACCGUGUUCCAGAACCCACGGGCCUCUCCCAAGCCCUCAUAUCCCUCUGAGGAUCUGCAGAGCCUGAACAUUCCUCUUCCCUCUCUGGCAGAGGUAGGCGAUGUGGGGACAGGGCAGAGUGCCUACCUGGGUGAUGAAUGUGUGAGGUGACUGUGCCCUGAACUCCUGCGCUGCCUUGAUGACCUCUGUUAGACUCUGCAGCAUGAGCAAGGCUGGCCCAAGCUAGCCAGGCUGAAGACAGAGCCCUGCCACUGUGUGAGGAAUGAGGGGCCCCUCAGACCUAGUGGGCCUCAGGUGCAGAACAGCCAGCCACCCCUAUUCCUCAGGGCAGCUGAAGGGUGUAAUUUACUGCCUUUUCAAUGGAGCAUGGAGUGGCCAGCUCGUGUGUAGCCCAAGACCACAGGCCCUCACACAUGUUAGAAUAUCC
This is a messenger RNA of Callithrix jacchus (white-tufted-ear marmoset), 6832 nucleotides long. It is a transcript of the gene PRSS46P, whose product is annotated as serine protease 46. Gene Ontology annotation, molecular function: serine-type endopeptidase activity; threonine-type endopeptidase activity. The record is from RefSeq and is a predicted model, not a curated record. Lineage: Eukaryota; Metazoa; Chordata; Mammalia; Primates; Cebidae. Gene Ontology annotation, cellular component: endoplasmic reticulum. Gene Ontology annotation, biological process: proteolysis.